AUGACAUAUACAGAUGAAAAUACAAAGUAUGUAUAUUCAACCGACAAAAAAGUUCUAGAUACUGUUCCAAGUAAUGUUAUUCACGCAGUUGUUCCAAACUUUGUUGAAAUCAUUAAAGGUAAGAGUAGUAAUUUAUAUGCAUUCAAAGAAUGCAGUUCUACUGUUGAGACUAUUUCAUUUGAAGAGAACACUCUUCUUUCAGAAAUUCAAAAUUAUUUAUUUUAUACUUGUUCUAAACUUAACAAUGUUGACCUUUCUGGAUGCACACAUCUGACAACUUUUUGUAGUAACGCAUUUCAAAAUUGUAUUUCAUUAGCAACUAUAAUAUUACCUCAAAAUUUAGUCAAAGUUGGUGAAUUUUGUUUUUCUAACAUUAGUGCUACCUCAAUAACCCUUCCUGCAGCACUUGAAGAAUUACCAACAUCGUUAUUUCAAUCUUCAUCUAAAUUAAAAACAAUUGAUAUUCCAUUAACAAAUAAUUUAAAAUCUUUGAAAGGCAGAAUUAUUGCAUCGACAAGUGUUAAUAUAUUCACUAUAACAGAUAAAGUUACGACAAUAGAAGUAAAUGUUUUUGAAUUUGCUUUUGGAUUAGAAACAAUAGUUGUAACCAAAGGAAAUACAAUAUAUUCAAUCCAAAACAAUGCCCUCAUUAAAGGUACAACAUUACUUGCAUAUCCAAAUAAUAGACCCGGUGAUGUUGUAAUUCCUAAUGGAAUAACUACAAUCGGAUCUUUAGCUUUUAAGGAUUCAAAGAUCACUGGUGUUACAAUACCAGAAACAGUAACUGAAAUUGGAUCAUGGGCUUUUGUUAGAAGUCCUUUGAAAACAAUUUAUAUCCCUGAUUCAGUAACUACUAUAAAUUAUUCUUGUUUUUAUACUACUAUAACACUUGAAUCUGUUAGAUUGCCAUCAAAAAUUCAGCUAUUAGAUACGGAUUUAUUUCGAGGAUGUACAAAAUUAACAUCAAUUGAAAUACCGGCUUCAGUUACUGUAAUUGGAGCCAAUUGUUUUGCAGCUACUGGAUUAACAGAAGUUGUCUUACCAGAUAAUUUAACAAAUAUUGGUGGAAAUGCAUUUCCGCCGAAUACAAAACUAAUAUUUGGUAGUCAAUCAAAAUUUUAUGUUGAUGAACAGUAUUUGGUAUUAGAUAAAGAAAAUACAUCAGUUUCUGUUUAUCUUGGUGCUACAUUAACUGUAAUCAAGAUCCCAUCAACUGUUAAAGUUAUUAAAACAAAAACCUUCUUUAAUAAAGCUGAACUUCAAAAGCUAAAUCUUGAUUCAAAUUCAGAAUUAACAACAAUUGAAGAUUAUGCCUUUUAUGGAUGCACAAAUCUCCAAUUUGUUACUCUUCCACAGAAAAUCACAUAUAGGGUGUCCAAAGGUGCGUUUAGCACAGCGCUCUAUAUGAGACUAUUAAAGGAGAUAUAUGCUGAUUAUAAAUAUAUAAUAAAAAAUAUGAAUAUAUGUAUAUGA
Molecule: messenger RNA, 1473 nt
Organism: Trichomonas vaginalis G3
Lineage: Eukaryota; Parabasalia; Trichomonadida; Trichomonadidae
Product: ribonuclease inhibitor domain-containing protein
Exons: 1
Coding region: 1-1473 (490 amino acids)
Source: RefSeq, a predicted model, not a curated record